Messenger RNA from Colletotrichum graminicola M1.001, 2961 nucleotides. RefSeq lists its product as uncharacterized. NCBI's taxonomy places the organism in Eukaryota, Fungi, Ascomycota, Sordariomycetes, Glomerellales, Glomerellaceae. The record is from RefSeq and is a predicted model, not a curated record. The transcript is spliced from 9 exons. Bases 1 to 2961 code for a protein of 986 amino acids.
AUGGCUGCGUUUCCAGCUGUUCUAGCCCAAGCCACCAUCCAUAAGUCCGAUAGCCUCUCGUCUCGCCCUGGCCGGUGCCCUGUGCUGUUCCAUAACUCACGCUGUCUUCAGUCCAGUCGAUGUUCGAUCGAUAUCAUUGGAUUCGAAAAGGAAGACAAAACUGCACUGCGGUAUUUUUCAAAUCUGCCGCCUGCGUCGAAUGCUGCUCCGCGAUUACUCUUUGCCCUGCAGAGGCCACCAGUGUCUAAACCCGCAAGGGUGUCCAUAAUCAACAAAACGAAGGGGAUGCCCGGCGAAGGUACUGUCUCCUGUGUAUCUAAGAUUGAAGGCGAGUUUGGAUUCCGUGGCUCUUUUGCCGAACUUCCAGUGCGUCUUUCCAUAGCGGCUGACUCACUGCUGGUACUGCCAAUUACAUGGAGAUCGCAAGGUAAAUGGCGCAUGAAAAUGUUUCAAAAUGUCAUGGAUAAGGUUGUUACACUUUCACCAACAACCGCUCCUGUCUUGGCCUCACAACUCCAUAGUUGUAUCCAACCAACGAUCUUGGCUUGGCUUCCUUCCACGAUAACGAAGGAUGCGUGCCUCCUAAAUCUUCCUCGCAAUGGGCAGAUGGUGGUCAAGGACGCCAAGUUGAGAGACGAACUGGCCCAGGAACACAACCUGCUGUGCUUUGAGAUGGAGGCGACGGGAGCUCUUGCUGGCUUUCCUUCAAAAGAAAUUCGCAGAAUCUUUAUUCGAGGUCGUGUAGGCGUCGGAAAGACUACCUUUCGUAAGAAGAUUGUCGACGAGUUUCUCUAUCAGCAGAGAUGGAAUGACAUAUUCGAUCGCCUACUCUGGAUACCCUUGCGGCACCUGAGGGAGCGAACAGGAGCUCAUGGAUAUACUUUCGAACAUCUCUUCUGCGAUCUGUACUUUCCUAAAGAAUGUGGUAGAGAUUCCUCCAAAGCGCUAUGGAAGGCUUGUAAACUACCAAAUGGUCUCAAGAGCCUCUUUCUCCUCGACGGCUUAGAUGGGAUCUUAUACGACAUCUCAAGUCACAGCGACACGCACCGGUUCCUCAAAUAUCUCAUGGACCAACCGAAUGUUAUCGUCACAGCUCGGCCCUCUACUGCAGUUUCUGCAACCUUCUUGCCUUUCGACAUUGAGUUGGAGACCAUCGGAUUUGGUUCGGAUCAAGUCGAUACAUACGUCCAGAAAGUCGAACCUGAGAGGGCCGAUGCUAUCCGGUCUUAUGUUGAUUAUGACCCUCUUGUUGGGGACCUUAUCCGAAUUCCUAUUCAGUUGGAUGUACUGUGUUAUUCCUGGGGAGAUAUGACUGAAGAGGUACCAGAGACCAUGACCGACCUCUACCGAGCUAUAGAAAAAAGCCUCUGGAGAAAAGACAUCCUGCGGUUAGAGAAGAAAGUAGACGGGCAGCUUGUAACUAAGACAGACCUUGGUCACCCUGAUUGCGCCAGAGAUCUCGUACAAGAUGAGGCGUCUUUCCUCGAAUAUUUUGUUUUUACUGGGAUGUGCAACGGCGUUGUGGUCUUUGACGCCUCCUUCCGAAGUGCCGUGUCUAAGCAGAUGCAUCCUGGGACGAUGAUCGAACGUACGCUCUCCAUAGUAUCCUACCUUCGGUCAUCGGACCCCUCGGUUUCGGCAAAGAGUCGAACUUAUAAUUUUCUUCAUCUUACUCUGGAAGAAACGCACAAACCUUACCACCAAUCACUCGCGGUCGCCUCAUACGAAAAGGACGAAAUGGAAACCAGAGAAUUCUUCGCAAAAUAUGAGUACUCGGUGCGGUACGUUAUUGUAUGGCGCUUUGCUGUCGGCUUACUGAGCUCGGAAGCCGCAGAAGCCGAGACGGAGACUGUGGCAUUCUUUGAGGCACUCAGUUCGGAGCCACUCGAUCCCCUGAGCCCAUCACAUCAGAGGCUGACGAUACAUUAUUUGAGCGAGUUGCCGUCUUCUAACGUUUUGGGGUUGUGGAGUUGUGGCGGCAUAUACUGGAAAAAGCGUAUAUCUGUAUGGCUGGAUUUCCAGAUCAAGACAAGCAAAAGACCAAUCGCAGCCAGUCUCGUGGAAGAGAUAGAAUUCCCACCCAUGGCUAUUGACCAAUCGAAUCUCCCGUCAGAGGCUGCCGGCGCCGCAAUAGCAAGUCUUGAUGGCUCGUCUUCGAACAUUAGGCACGCAGUCGUUGAGACACUGAGCCGCCAAAUCAACCUACGUCUAGAGGCUGCUAAUGCCGUUGUCCUAUGUCACGAUGACCAUGACCCAGAUGUCAGACGAGCUGCCGCUUACGCCUUGUGGGACAGUCUGCCACUGCGGCUUUGUCUGGCCAGUCAAGUCAACCUCCAGAGGCCGUUGACAGCUCUUCGAAACCUUUUGACGACGAAGAAAAACACAGAAUUUCGGCGGACUGUUAUCAAGAGCUCGGAUGACCGAUCAGUAUUACCACCACACAUUGAUGACAGUAUUAUGGCACACCUUGACAAUCAAGACGUACAUACUAAAAAAGCUGUCUUUGAAGCGCUGUGUAUUCAACAGGACCUACCAAAAGACGCCAUUGACAGAAUCGUGGCUUACCUUGACGAUCAAGAAGCACAUACCAGAGAAGGUGCUGUUAAAGUCUCGCGUAGUCAACGCCACCCACCACAAGACGCUAUCAAUGGUAUAUUGGUAUGUUUUAAUGAUACAGAUGGUAGAGUCAGGCGGACUGCCGUCAGAGCACUGGGCAGCCCUUCUUUUUCAAAUCAACGGCCAAAGGCUGCCAGUACACUCAAAGCACUUUUUGACAAUAAAGAUGCUGAUGUUAGACGGGCUGCCGUUGAGACCCAAAGCAGUUGCUCAUUUUCAAGCAAACGGCCAGAGACUGUCAGUGCUCUUGUGGCACAUCUCGAAAACAAAAACGGUGGUAUUAGGCGGGCAGCCAACGAGGCCUUGCAUAAUCUUUUGGUUCUAAACCAAAAAGUUGGAAAUUGA